CGCCUCAGCGCCGCCGCCGCUCCUCCCGCCGCGGGGCGGGCAGUGCGCCUGUGCCGUGAGCCCGGCGGAGCCCGGCGCGGGGACGCGGCGCGGGAAGAUGGCGGAGCCGGGGGCUGCGCGGAGCCACCCGCGGGCGACAGUCAUUGAUGGAUUUCUAAAAACCGAUGAAAGACAAAGACUGGCAAAGGAGAGAAGAGAAGAAAGGGAGAAAUACCUUGCUGCUAGGGAACAGCAGAUACUGGAGAAGGAAAGAAGAGCAAAGCUUCAAUAUGAAAAGCAAAUGGAGGAGCGAUGGAGAAGGCUGGAGGAACAGAGGCAGAGAGAGGAGCAGAAGAGAGCAGCUGUUGAAGAAAAACGGAGACAAAAGCUUAAAGAGGAGGAGGAACGUUUAGAAGCCAUGAUGCGUAGGUCUCUUGAACGCAGCCAGCAGCUGGAACAGAAGCAAAAGCGAUGGUCGUGGGGAGGAGCACUGGCUGCAGGCUCAGGAGGGAGAGAUGGUGAAUCAGAAAAUACCCCACCCCCUGUUCUAGGUUUAGCUGCCAACACCCUUCCUCCAGACCCUGUGACCUCUACUGCUCCUGCUGAUUCCUUCAAUGCAUGUGACAAACUUUCAGCUUCUACAAUGAAUCUGCCAAAGCAAAUGGAAUCGCCAAUCAGUAAGCGCCUCUCCUCAUCCACAGCGGCAAUAACACAUUCCCCCGACAGAGCUCACCGCAUGCAUCUUAGUCCAAUGGAAAACUUUAUUGUUUCUCGACUGCUGACUCCCACACAGUCAUCUUUAGCCAGAAGCAGAAGUACAUUAAUGCUUUCUGAGCAGUACAAUAAUCCAGUAUUCCAUAUCUGUCCUCGUGUAGCACCAGCUAGUCCUCUUAAAUCUCCCUACAAGCCUUCCCCCACACGAAGCACUGACAGAAAGAAGGCGACUUCGCCCUCCACUUCCGAUGCCAUGAAAGGGGCAGCUGCAGCUGAAGCCACUCAGACUGAGAAGAUAAAGAAAGAGAAGCGACCUGCAACACCUAGUUCAUCGUCUGGUAUGGGAUCUCCUCUAAGAAGGUCUGAUUCUCCUGCUGCCAUGUCCAGAAGAUCUGCAUCACCUGCAACACCUAAGACAGUUGCAAAGACUUAUCCUCAGUCUCCUAAACAUGCCAAACAAUAUCCAGCUUCUCCUGUGAAGCAUCGUGCCACAUCUAAUCUCAACCAGGAAACUCCUAAAAAGAAAGCAGACAAGGAGAAAGAAAAUGUCAGUCAUCAAAAAUCCUCAGGAGCACGCACUGAUGAGGCAGCCCAGGUGGCUUCUGAGAAGCACGUGCCUUCUGCAGGGAAAACUGAAAGUAGUGAAGGGAAGAUCACAGCAGGAACAACUGAUGCAGAAGAAGCCUCAAAAAUCCUAGCUGAAAAAAGACGACAGGCUCGCCUGCAAAAAGAACAAGAAGAGAAGGAGAGACAGGAAAGAGAAGAACGGGAGAGGCUUGAAAGAGAGGAACAGAAAAGAAAGGCAGAAGAAGAAAGACUUCGUCUAGAGGAAGAGGCUCGUAAGAAGGAGGAGGAAAGAAAACGUGAAGAGGAAGCAGCUAGAAAAAAGGCAGAAGAGGAAGCCAGGAGAAGAGCUGAGGAAGAACAAAUGCUAAAAGAAAAGCAAGAAAAAGAACUGCAGGCCAAACUUGAGAAACAGAGGGAAGAAGCAGAAAUCAAAGCCCGUGAGGCAGCCGAACAACUUCGUCUUGAAAGGGAACAAAUCAUGCAGCAAAUUGAGCAAGAAAGACUGGAGCGGAAGAAGAGAAUAGAUGAAAUAAUGAAGAGAACAAGGAGGAGUGAAACACCAGAAAUAAAGAAGGAAGAGCCAAAACUGGAGGUACCAUCAAGUCUGAAUGUGGAGAAGCAACCAAAGACGCUUGUUCUCAACCAGCCAGAGAUCAAUGGAUUGGCAACCUGCCUGAAAAAUAAAAGCUUAGAAAGUGCUGCCUCUGUAAUCCCUUCCCAAGAUGUAGUUGCUAAUGGAUUAAAGUCAGUUCCAGGACUUAUUCAGCUGGAAGCUGUUGAUGGGAAACCAAACAACAUGGAAGAUUCAGCAGAUGAGGUUCAGUCCAUGGACGUGAGCCCAGUUUCAAAAGAAGAACUCAUCUCUAUCCCUGAAUAUUCACCCAUGAAUGAACUCAUGCCUGGUGUUUCUUUGGACCAAAACGGGACAAGUAAUUCCAAGGCUCUUGAAGAUCUCUUGGAUUUCACAGGCCAAGCUACAUACUCCAAGACAUCCAGUGAUACCAUUAGCCUAGAUGACUGUAACAAAAACUUGAUUGAGGGAUUUAACAGUCCAGGACAGGAAAAUACACUUAAUUCUAUCUGUUGACAACCUCACUUUUCAGCAGAAGAGAUAAAGAGCUAGCAGUUUAUGGAGGAUGUAUAUCCCUGCGAUGCUACUGGCAGUAAAAUAUGAACUUGUCACGUGAAAGAGCUUCUGCAGUCCUUGAACACUGGAUUUCAAAUAAUUAGAGCUGAAUAUAACAUUGUCUUUCUAGGGAACAUGUUGAAUAACUGGCUGUGUUUGGCAGAAACCAGUGAUCUAGAGCCUCAGUGGUUUCAGGGAAGACUUGAGUGUGCGUUAGAAUUUGAACUUUAGCUGCUAAUGAAAACACUUGUUUCUUCUUCUUUAAUUUAAAACUCAUCUCAAUGCUUCACUGUGAUUUUUACCAAUGCAUUUAAGCUUUAUCAUACAUCUAUUUAGACAUCUUUUUUUCAUGUAAAUAACGAUGAGGUUUGGUCACAGUGCAUUGAAAUGAAAUUAAUAUUCUGUACUUUAGUUUUGUGCCUAUCUUUUUUGUCUUCAAUAAGGAGUUACUGUCAACUUCUUAUGCAAAAGUAUAAUUCGAAAUUAUAACUGAAGAGGCUUGAAAAAUAUACAGCUGAUGGGAUCAAAAGAGCCACCUUAUGGACUAUGGAUUCUGGGAGCUAUCCUGUUAUGGUUACAUUGACACUUUUAGUCACUAGUGGCACUUACUGAUUAAUAUUAAUUAGCCCAGGAGCAACUAUAAGUUUUGUGUUUAAAAGCAUACUUGUGUAACACCUGUAAACAAAACAGGCACAAUGCCUGGUAUAAUCCCAUAAUAUAUAUGUAGUGUAGCUGUAGUAGAUCCGAGUGAGUGGUUGGGGGGUGAGAGAACAUGUUAAUCUUUGAAGAUGCAGACACUUGAUUGUUACCAGCAGGCUUUCUAUUAUCUAAAGAAGUAUUUUGGCUUCCUGUGGGCUCAAAAAAACAAGAUUUAGUCAGCAGCAAAACAGUACGUGGAUGUUGCAGCAGAAAUACAAAGGCUGAGGUGUGCAUGGGGAGCACUGCCAGCCCCUUAACAUUCUGUAAGCAUCUGUAUGGAAAAAUUCACAUCAGGAUGUAUAAAGUCUAGACAUUAUGUGCCAUACAGUGUUAACUUUAUUUCUGUUGGUGAACUAUGAUAACUUUAUGCUAGAUCAUAUGCUGCUUUGAGGACAUUUUUGUCCAGUUCACUGUAAGAAUAAAUUAUAAAUACAACUUUCUUUGGGCACUAACACAAAAGAAGGGAGAACUUAGGGUGGGGAGGGGUUUAUUCUUUUUUGCCUGUUUUCUUUUUUACACAUAAGGGAGUUCACAGUGUAGCUUGAGCUCAGUUGUAGCCCCGUUCUUGUGCUCUUUAAAGCCAGCAAUGGGAAAGUAACCAAUGACGUUAUGUGCGAUGUAUAGAAAAAUUGUACCUACAACAUCCAGCUCUAUUUAUGUUAGUGUACUUCAGAGGAAUACUUUCUUUUGGCUGUGCAGUAAGCUGUAGCAUGGUACUGUGUCUUCCAAAUUAGUCCUUCAUCUAUUUCCUAAGUAAUAAAACAGACAAAACCAGUUUGUUUUGCUGUGAUACAUUGUGUUUGACAAAUGUCACAUUAUAUUUUAUUAUGGUGUCAUUGUAUAACCUGUAGAUUUCUGUAUUUGCAUGACCUGUAUAGCAUGUAUAAAGGUGAAAUACAUUUUCGUUUAUGAAUCUAACUGUUGAUUUGUUCUGAGGUGUUUUCUGAAGGAGAGUGUGAUACUGAAUGAAGCAGUGGUUAUCAGAGGCCCAAAAUAUUUCACCAUUGUUUCCUUUGCCGUAUGCUAAUUUGCUGUCUGAGGUCUUGUCAAUACACAGAAGCAAUGCAGACUGGUGGCAGAAGAGCUUUAAGGUGACGGCUUCCAAACUGCAGCAUCCAGGGUGCUAGUGGCAGCAUCCAAGCCAUUUUGCAGCCCCAGCUUUGGCCCUCUGGGUUUUUACUUGGCAAAGAACAGAAGGAAAAGAAAACUUGGGAGCCGUGGCUGGUACACACUGUUCUGAUGAGCGUGCAAGAGCUGUUCUGUAAGGUUACCCGUAACACAAAUGCUGAACUUCUCUUCAAGUUGUGUACACACUGCUGCUUAGAAAGAGGCCAGCCUGGAGUGCUGUCAGUGUUCCUGUGGAUCAUGGAGGGGGAAACAUUCUACAAUUUUUUUAAAUUUGUUUUAAGUAUAACUUCAGUUAAAAUUAAUGAAUCUACUUUUAUUAUGAAGUAUAUUAAUACUUUCUGUGGUGACAGUGCAUCUCACUCUUAGUAAUUCUUGAAUUAUUCAUGCAAUUUGUCCACUCAAUUAUUUACUAAGAUUGAAGGAAGCAUAGUGAGUAGUGAUGAAGAAAGAUGUUGCAUGUUUUCCUUUAUAUUUGCUUUUAGAUGUAACAUUACAAAUUUGGCUGAACAUCUGGAGCAAGUACUAUUAGCUGAGAGGUUAAAUCAUCACAAGGAAGAAGUAGAAGUGAUUUAACUUCUUUAUGCCAAUAUCAAUGUUUGCUGCUGUGAUUCAAGUCUAUGCAGUGAACUUUACUUUUAAUUUGUUAGUGGUCUUGAAAGCGUAGUGAAGGAUCAUGAGUGAUUCACAUGAGUCCUUGGUAGAGCUUUUCUGCUAUAAAACACUUGAGAAGCAAGCUGUGAGAAGAAAUAAGAAAAAAAAUAAGCAGUAAUCCUUGAAUGGAUUUCUAUAUAUGGUUUUAUAAAUGAAUCAUAGAAUGCCAGGUUGGAAGGGACCUCAGGGAUCAUCUUGUCCAACCUUUUUAGGCAAUCUAUAGUUUAAAUGAGGUGGCCCAACACUCUGUCAGGCUGAGCUUUAGAAGUGUCAGAUGCAGAGGAAUCCACCACUUCCCUGUGAAGAUUAUUCCAAUGUUUAACUUUUCUCAUGGUGAAACUUUUUCUUCUGGAAUCUGAUUGGAAUCUCCCCAGGAGCAACUUGUAUCUAUUACCCCUUGUCUUUUCCAUGUGACUGCUUGUAAAAUGGGAGUCUCCAUCCUCUUUUAUAAUAGAUAGAUGGAUUUUUUUUUCACAUUACUCUUAGAAAUGAAUCUGCAUAACAGGAUGGUCGACACCAACCAGAAUUGGACACGGCUGCUGUCUUUUCUGUUUCAUUUUUUAUAACUAUUAGUAAGUUUUUAAUACAUAAAUAAAUAUUGCCUGUGAGGUAACUGGGUAUCACGGUAGCUCUUUAAUCAGGUUCAGCACUUGCUUUGGCUUUGCCUUGGGAAAUGACACCCAAAGCUUGUCUCUAGCCCCAGUAAAGGCCCUGAGCAGACCUCCUCGCUCCCCCGUGAGUUCGUUUCAAAACAAUGGCAUCUAUGAGGGGUGGAUCUGGACACCCAGGCUGCAUUUUCAUCUCGUGAUGAAGGAUUAGAAGAGGGGAAAUCAUCCUAUCUCCUGUAAUUGUAUGAAUUAUACAUGUGGAGAAAGCUCAGAAAUAGCACAGACUGCUACUCUGGUGGUGGUGUGGGGAUCUUCCCUCUGCACUGCUCAAAGAGCAGCACCUUUCCCUGCUUCCCACCCUACCAUGGCCCCAGAUGCGCCAGUGUAAACAGCUCAGGUGCCACUGCUACUUACCCCACUUGU
Molecule: messenger RNA, 5895 nt
Organism: Cuculus canorus (common cuckoo)
Lineage: Eukaryota; Metazoa; Chordata; Aves; Cuculiformes; Cuculidae
Gene: MAP7D2
Product: MAP7 domain containing 2
Exons: 18
Coding region: 98-2347 (749 amino acids)
Biological process (GO): microtubule cytoskeleton organization
Cellular component (GO): microtubule cytoskeleton
Source: RefSeq, a predicted model, not a curated record